Molecule: messenger RNA, 7835 nt
Organism: Coregonus sp. 'balchen'
Lineage: Eukaryota; Metazoa; Chordata; Actinopteri; Salmoniformes; Salmonidae
Source: the annotation of a GenBank genome assembly
GUUAGGUCAUCCGGCAAGCCGCUGCUCCGUCGUCGUUAUGUGACGGUUUACUUCGCUUUAGCUUUAAUUCGAAUAACCUGAAUGUUUAGACGUUGCUCUAAAUUGGCAAUCUUUACCUAAAUGUAUCUGUAUUAGACUACAAAUAUACGUGAGAUAUAUACCUGCACCGUAGCAACUGCGCACUAUUUCCCACACUACAGGUUUGUAUACCGGUACACUAUAGCCGUUUCUAACGGGUGUAGCUAUAGGCUACUGUAGCUAUAUUAAAACCGCGACAUGGGACAUUUCAGAUAGCAGCACCGGUCAUUUACAGUCAUUGCAAGCAACACAGCUGCAACUUUGUGUUGCAGCCUCUUGGGCUGAUUUGAACUUGCAUAACGUUCACUAUUACAUUAUAAUAUGAUAUAAUGUAUCAUCAUGGGUAUCAUGUGUGAAUGCUAUGUACUUAAAUAUUUAUAUUCGAAAUUUAUUUAGAUUUGUAAAGAGGUGCAGACCCGUUGUCAUUGAAGACUUUGCAUUUGUAAAGCCCAGCAAACAUACUUAAAUGAUUGAAAUUAAUGUAGGGGCCUGAGGGGAGGCUUUGUUACUGAAAUCCACAUAGUCAUCCAUAAAAUGAACCUUACCCUUUAGAGUGAAAUGAAGUAAUCAGCAGUUGAAUAAGUGGGGCAAACAGCGUAGAUGGGUUAGCUGACAACGUCACGAAAACGAUGUGCGCGCUUACAUGGGGCGUGUUGUUGUGAUUCUGGAUAGCCAAAUUGCUAGCACGAAUGACAAGAAACUGCCAUGUGGGGAAUCGUAAGUGCCUAGUUUCAUCUUGUUCUUGAUACCAUCUCUUGUUUUGCUAAUAUGGCUAAAGUUCGCUAGCUAGCUAACCAACAACUGUAACGAUGUAUUGAGAGACAACAAGUGGUCAUUGUGCAAAUUGAUUUAUGUUUUCAAUAAAAUUUGUAAAUGAAAUAUAGUUUACAUUUUGUCAACAAUCUAAGCCAACCCCGUCAGUUUUUCCCCAUAGUUGCGCACGUUUCGGUUUUGUUGCUAAACAACCAACCCCUCUAUGGAGCCAAUGCGUUCCCAGGAUAUACACAUAGGAUUACAUGCUACCCAGACCGCACGCCCAAAUUGAUUUUGUCCCCCAACACCAGACUGGACCAGGACACGCAGGUUGAAAUAUCAAAACAAACUCUGAACCAAUUAUAUUAAUUUCGGGAUAGGUCGAAAAGCAUUAAACAUGUAUGGCAAUUUAGCUAGCUAGCUUGCUGUUGCUAGCUAAUUUGUCCUGGGAUAUAAACAUUGGGUUUUUAUUUUUCCUGAAAUGCACAAGGUCCUCUACUCCGACAAUGAAUCCACAGAUAAAACUGUAAAAGUUUGUUUUCUAGUAAUCUUUCCUCCUUCAGGCUUCUUCUUCUUUGGACUUUAUAUGGCGGUGGCAACCAACUUUAUGGUGCAUUACCACAACUAACCAACUGGACUGGAGCGUAGACCUCAGUUCAUCUUUCAAUCACCCAUGUGGGUAGAUGCUACUAAAAACCAAUGAGGAGAUGGGAGAGGCAGGACUUGCUGCGCGUUGAGCUUCACAAAUAGAACCGAGUUCUAUUUUAGCGGCUGGCCACGCAGACGCGCGCGAGCAGUGUGGGUGCAAUGAUUGAAUAACAUGUAUGUGUAAAUGUAUUUGCGACGCGGUCAGCAUGUAAGCCUUCUAAUCUUUUAACAAAGCACCUGCUUCACAGACUGGCCCUGACGGCAAGGUUGACUGGUCACUAGGGUCCAUGCAUUCCAACUGCAAAGGACUCUGGGAGAGUUGCAGAGAACCCAGUUUCAAUCAGGAGCAACUGUAGCUGCUGUGAGGUAUCCAUGGGGACCAGGAGGGUGCUGGUGACAGGCUGUUCCUCUGGGAUCGGGUUGGCUGUGGCUGUACGACUGGCCAAGGAGAGGGGAUUCAAAGGUCAGAGAGACAACAUUGUGGUUUUCAUAAAUGAAAUUGACAGUUUGACACGCUCAACCCCAUCAGUUGAGAUGCAGUGCAAGUGUUGUUAACUUGCAGUGUGUCUUUGUGAGGCAGUGGUUGCCACCAUGAGGAACCUAGGAAAGCGGGAGCCCCUGGAGAGAGCGGCUGGGGACACCCUGAACAGAUCCCUGGAGAUCAGACAGCUGGAUGCCUGCUGUGAAGACUCCAUCAGAGAGUGUGUGGACAGCCUGCAAGACAGACGGGUGGAUGUACUCGGUGAAUAUUAGGCUUCCGCGCACGCACGCACGCACGCUCGCACGCACACACACAUAACACACACACAUUCAUACUGACUCUACACACACACUCGCAUGCAAUCAUCAUAUACGCUGCUGCUACUCUGUUUAUCAUAUAUCCUGAUGCCUAGUCACCUUACCCCUAUACAUAUCUAACCCUACCACUCCAGUAUCUCUGCACAUUGUAAAUAUGGUUUUGGCACUGACCCAGAAACUGACCCUGUAUAUAGCUACUGACCCUGUAUAUAGCUACUGACCCAGGAACUGACCCUGUAUAUACAGUUGAAGUCGGAAGAUUACAUACACUUAGGUUGGAGUCAUUAAAACUAGUUUCUCAACCACUCCACAAAUUUCUUGUUAACAAACUAUAGUUUUGGCAAGUUGGUUAGGACAUCUACUUUGUGCAUGACACAAGUAAUUUUUCCAACAAUUGUUUACAGACAGAUUAUUUCACUUACAGUGAGGGAAAAAAGUAUUUGAUCCCCUGCUGAUUUUGUAUGUUUGCCCACUGACAAAGAAAUGAUCAGUCUAUAAUUUUAAUGGUAGGUUUAUUUGAACAGUGAGAGACAGAAUAACAACAAAAAAAUCCAGAAAAACGCAUGUCAAAAAUGUUAUAAAUUGAUUAGCAUUUUAAUGAGGGAAAUAAGUAUUUGACCCCAUCUCAAUCAGAAAUAUUUCUGGCUCCCAGGUGUCUUUUAUACAGGUAACGAGCUGAGAUUAGGAGCACACUCUUAAAGGGAGUGCUCCUAAUCUCAGCUUGUUACCUGUAUAAAAGACACCUGUCCACAGAAGCAAUCAAUCAAUCAGAUUCCAAACUCUCCACCAUGGCCAAGACCAAAGAGCUCUCCAAGGAUGUCAAGGACAAGAUUGUAGACCUACACAAGGCUGGAAUGAGCUACAAGACCAUCGCCAAGCAGCUUGGUGAGAAAGUGACAACAGUUGGUGCGAUUAUUCGCAAAUGGAAGAAACACAAAAGAACUGUCAAUCUGCCUCGGCCUGGGGCUCCAUGCAAGAUCUCACCUCGUGGAGUUGCAAUGAUCAUGAGAAUGGUGAGGAAUCAGCCCAGAACUACACGGGAGGAUCUUGUCAAUGAUCUCAAGGCAGCUGGGACCAUAGUCACCAAGAAAACAAUUGGUAACACACUACGCCGUGAAGGACUGAAAUCCUGCAGCGCCCGCAAGGUCCCCCUGCUCAAGAAAGCACAUAUACAGGCCCGUCUGAAGUUUGCCAAUGAACAUCUGAAUGAUUCAGAGGAGAAUUGGGUGAAAGUGUUGUGGUCAGAUGAGACCAAAAUUGAGCUCUUUGGCAUCAACUCAACUCGCCGUGUUUGGAGGAGGAGGAUUGCUGCCUAUGACCCCAAGAGCACCAUCCUCACCGUCAAACAUGGAGGUGGAAAUAUUAUGCUUUGGGGGUGUUUUUCUGCUAAGGGGACAGGACAACUUCACCGCAUCAAAGGGACGAUGGACGGCGCCAUGUACUGUCAAAUCUUGGGUGAGAACCUCCUUCCCUCAGCCAGGGCAUUGAAAAUGUGUCAUGGAUGGGUAUUCCAGCAUGACAAUGACCCAAAACACACGGCCAAGGCAACAAAGGAGUGGCUCAAGAAGAAGCACAUUAAGGUCCUGGAGUGGCCUAGCCAGUCUCCAGACCUUAAUCCCAUAGAAAAUCUGUGGAGGGAGCUGAAGGUUCGAGUUGCCAAACGUCAGCCUCGAAAACUUAAUGACUUGGAGAAGAUCUGCAAAGAGGAGUGGGACAAAAUCCCUCCUGAGAUGUGUGCAAACCUGGUGGCCAACUACAAGAAACGUCUGACCUCUGUGAUUGCCAACUAUGGGUUUUGCCACCAAGUACUAAGUCAUGUUUUGCAGAGGGGUCAAAUACUUAUUUCCCUCAUUAAAAUGCAAAUCAAUUCAUAACAUUUUUGACAUGCGUUUUUCUGGAUUUUUUUGUUGUUAUUCUGUCUCACUGUUCAAAUAAACCUACCAUUAAAAUUAUAGACUGAUCAUGUCUUUGUCAGUGGGAAAAUGUACAAAAUCAGCAGAGGAUCAAAUACUUUUUUCCCUCACUGUAUAAUUCACUGUAUCACAAUUCCAGUGGGUCAGAAGUUUACAUACACUAAGUUGACUGUGCCUUUAAACAGCUUGUAAAAUUCCAGAAAAUGAUGUCAUGGCUUUAGAAGCUUCUAAUAGGCUAAUUGACAUCAUUUGAGUCAAAUGGAGGUGUACCUGUGGAUGUAUUUCAAGGCCUACCUUCAAACUCAGUGCCUCUUUGCUUGACAUCAUGGGAAAAUCAUAAGAAAUCAGCCAAGACCUCAGAAAAAAAAUGGUAGACCUCCACAAGUCUGGUUCAUCCUUGGGAGCAAUUUCCAAAUGCCUGAAGGUACCACGUUCAUCUGUACAAACAAUAGUACGCAAGUGUAAACACCAUGGGACCACGCAGUCUUAAUACUUAGGAAGGAGACGCGUUCUGUCUCCUAGAGAUGAACGUAGUUUGAUGCGAAAAGUGCAAAUCAAUCCCAGAACAACAGCAAAGGACCUUGUGAAGAUUCUGGAGGAAACCGGUACAAAAGUAUCUAUAUCCACAGUAUGAAAAAUUUAUGCACUCACUAACUGUAAGUCGCUCUGGAUAAGAGCGUCUGCUAAAUGACUAAAAUGUAAAUGUAAAACAAGUAAUAUAUUGACAUAACCUGAAAGGCCGCUCAGCAAGGAAGAAGCCACUGCUCCAAAACCACCAUAAAAAAGCCAGACUACGGUUUGAAACUGCACAUGGGGACAAAGAUCGUACUUUUUGGAGAAAUGUCCUCUGGUCUGAUGAAACAAAAAUAGAACUGUUUGGCCAUAAUGACCAUCGUUAUGUUUGGAGGAAAAAGGGGGUACCUUGCAAGCCAAAGAACAACUUACCAACCGUGAAGCACAGGGGUGGCAGCAUCAUGCUGUGGGGGUGCUUUGCUGCAGGAGGGACUGGUGCACUUCACAAAAUAAUGGCAUUAUGAGGAAGGAAAAUUAUGUGGAUAUAUUGAAGCAACAUCUCAAGACAUCAGUCAGGAAGUUAAAGCUUGGUCGCAAAUUGAUCUUCCAAAUGGACAAUGACCCCAAGCAUACUUCCAAAGUUGUGGCAAAAUGGCUUAAGGACAACAAAGUCAAGGUAUUGGAGUGGCCAUCACAAAGCCCUGACCUCAAUCCUAUAGAACAUUUGUGGGCAGAACUGAAAAAGCGUGUGCGAGCAAGGAGGCCGACAAACCUGAUUCAGUUACACCAGCUCUGUCAGGAGGAAUGGGCCAAAAUUCACCCAACUUAUUGUGGGAAGCUUGUGGAAGGCUACCCGAAAUGUUAGACCCAAGUUAAACAAUUCAAAGGCAAUGCUACCAAAUACUAAUUGAGUGUACGUAAACUUCUGACCCACUGGGAAUGUGAUGAAAGAAAUUAAAGCUGAAAUAAAUCAUUCUCUCUACUAUUAUUCUGACAUUUCACAUUCUUAUAAUAAAGUGGUGAUCCUAACUGACCUAAGACAGGGAAGUUUUACUAGGAUUAAAUGUCAGGAAUUGUGAAAACUGAGUUUACAUUUAUUUGGCUAAGGUGUAUGUAAACUUCCGACUUCAGCUGUAGCUACUGACCCAGGAACUGACCCUGUUUAUAGCUACUGACCCAGGAACUGACCCUGUAUAUAGCUACUGACCCAGGAACUGACCCUGUAUAUAGCUACUGACCCAGUAACUGACCCUGUAUAUAGCUACUUACUUUCUUGUGUUCUUCUUAUUUCUAUUUCUUGUGUGUUUUUGUUCUACUUGACUUUUUAUUGUAUUUUUUAUAGUACUACUGAUAUUGAUUACUGCAUUGUUGGUAAAGAGCAAGCAAGAAAGGCAUUUCACUGUACUAGCGCACAUGACAAUAAAAACUUGAAACACACUCCAAUAUAAACUCACUGUACUGUAUACAGUACACCAUGAGGGAUAACACAUUGUCAUCCAUAAUGAGUGAACAGGGUGUGACAUGGCAUUAUCUGUCUCCCUCAGUGAGUAAUGCAGGUGUAGGCAUGAUUGGGCCGUUGGAGUGCCAAAGUGUGUCUGAAAUGCAGGAGCUCUUCGACACCAACUUCUUUGGCUUGGUGCGGCUGGUGAAGGAGGUCUUGCCUGAUAUGAAGCAACGUCAAAGCGGACAUAUUGUGGUGAUGAGCAGCGUCAUGGGCAUUCAGGGUUAGUAGUCAGAACAUAAAUGCAGCUUCAGAAAGAAAUAAGGUGUUUACUUCCUAAACGUAUCCCUAUAGAAUUUGACAUUAAAAUGAAUUAAUGGGUUUUAUUUGUAUUGAUAGGGCUACUCUUCAAUGAUGUCUACUCUGCUUCAAAGUUUGCUGUGGAGGGGUUCUGUGAGAGUCUAGCAGUACAAGCCAUGAAGUUCAAUGUGAAGUGAGUCUACACUAAAGGAGAUCCAUCCACAUCACUUUACAUGAGUCAUACAGCAGUAACUAAACCAACACUCAGCAGUAACAAGACUUUGCCCUAAUGCCACAACAGUGAACACGCAGGUUAUGUUUUCAUGUAGAUGAUUAGCCUGAGAUACUGAAUAGCUGAUCCCACAUGCAUGUGCAAGCAGGUGGAUUCCCUCAGUUAAACAGUGGUCCUCUCCCUGCUCUGUCCAUCUGUCCUUCCACUCUGAGGAUGACUCUAGUGGAGCCUGGUCCGGUGGGGACAGAGUUUGAGAGGAAGGUGUACGAGGACGCUGAGAAGAUGAACCUCGCGGGGGCAGACGAGGAGACUGCUAGGAUCUUCCGUGAGAUCUACCUGCCCUACUCUAGGAAGGUGUUCAACUCCCUCUCACAGACACCUGAGGAAAUAGCAGAGGUAACACUGUUCUGUCACUACUUUAUAUUUUGUGACUACUAUCCUAUUAUUAUUUGGUAUGCAGUCUCAACAUCUCAUCCUUUGGUGGCUAGAUGGGAAACAGAAUAAUCACUCUACUCUCUUGCAGCAAACACUUCAACUGAUCACAGCGAAGGAGCCUCCGUUUCGCCACCAGACCAACCGUGUGUACAUGCCCAUGACUGCCCUGAAGCACGCAGACCCUACCGGUCGUCUACCCCUGGACACCUUCUAUAAGAUGCUCUUCAAGCACGACAGUCUAUUCACUGCCAGUCUGGGGCUGCUGCGCAUGUUGCAGAAGAGGACGGGGAAGAGCUCUAAUUAAGCAGAAGGUUGGAGAAACAGAGUGAAUAACCUGGUGAGGAGAGAGAGGGGAUAGAGAGAGCAGAAGGUGUGAGUCAUUGAGUGACUCUCCAGUCUGCAGUGCACAAGCCCCCUUCUCUUCUCUGCUAGUCAUGUUGGUGUAGACACAACAAAAGAGUACUGUUGAGACCUUCCUGAUAGAUCCUUAGUAAAAGACCCACGCCUCAGACAAGAGCCCUUCCUUAUGAACAUUCAUAACCACUCCUUAGACUAUCAAUGACUGUGUUCAACAAAGAUGAGACUUUGACAAGUUAAGGGCUGUGGGGUUUGUGGGCCUCUAAUCAAACCCAGUAACCUAGCCAUUUGGAUGAAGCGCUCGAUUCAAUCCGUAGCACUGAAGAUCCGUGCUACAGCGCAAUUAAAAUGUAAAGGUAAUUUCCGA